AUGGAGGCUGGGAAGCGCAGCUCCUCUCCCGGCAGCCGGGACGAGGGCAGCGCCAACGCCUUCCCGGCCAAGCCGGCGGCCCCGGCGGAGAAAGCCCAGAGCAGCCCCGGCGGUGGGGGCAGCGGCGUGAAGGAGCAUGGCAACUCCGUGUGCUUCAAAGUGGACGGCGGCGGCGGGGGCGAGGAGCCCGCCGCGGGCUUCGAGGAUGCCGAGGGUCCCCGGCGGCAGUACGGCUUCAUGCAGCGGCAGUUCACCUCCAUGCUGCAGCCGGGGGUCAACAAAUUCUCCCUCCGCAUGUUCGGCAGCCAGAAGGCGGUGGAGAAGGAGCAGGAAAGGGUUAAAACUGCGGGGUUCUGGAUCAUCCACCCCUACAGCGACUUCAGGUUUUACUGGGACUUAAUUAUGCUCAUUAUGAUGGUUGGAAACCUUGUCAUUAUACCAGUUGGAAUCACAUUCUUCACAGAACAAACAACAACACCAUGGAUUAUUUUCAAUGUGGCAUCAGACACUGUUUUUCUAUUGGACUUGAUCAUGAAUUUCAGAACUGGGACUGUUAAUGAAGACAGCUCUGAAAUAAUACUGGACCCUAAAGUCAUUAAGAUGAAUUAUUUAAAAAGCUGGUUCGUGGUUGACUUCAUCUCAUCAAUACCAGUGGAUUAUAUCUUUCUCAUUGUAGAAAAAGGAAUGGAUUCAGAGGUUUACAAGACAGCAAGAGCACUUCGUAUUGUGAGAUUUACAAAAAUCCUCAGCCUGUUACGUUUACUACGCCUUUCAAGACUGAUUAGAUACAUACACCAGUGGGAAGAGAUUUUCCAUAUGACAUACGAUCUGGCCAGUGCUGUGGUGAGAAUCUUUAAUCUGAUUGGAAUGAUGUUACUGCUUUGCCACUGGGAUGGUUGUCUUCAGUUUUUAGUACCAUUGCUCCAGGAUUUCCCACCAGAUUGCUGGGUGUCCCUAAACGGUAUGGUUAAUGAUUCCUGGGGAAAACAGUACUCAUACGCUCUCUUCAAAGCCAUGAGCCAUAUGCUCUGCAUUGGUUAUGGAGCCCGUGCCCCUGUCAGCAUGUCCGACCUCUGGAUAACCAUGUUGAGUAUGAUAGUGGGGGCUACUUGUUAUGCCAUGUUUGUUGGUCAUGCUACUGCCCUCAUUCAGUCUCUGGAUUCUUCACGGCGACAAUAUCAAGAAAAGUAUAAACAAGUGGAACAGUACAUGUCAUUCCACAAGUUACCUGCUGAAAUGCGCCAGAAGAUCCAUGAUUACUAUGAGCACCGCUACCAAGGCAAGAUCUUUGAUGAAGAAAACAUUCUCAAUGAGCUCAAUGAUCCCCUUAGGGAGGAGAUUGUCAACUUCAAUUGUCGGAAGCUGGUUGCUACAAUGCCUCUUUUUGCAAAUGCAGACCCAAAUUUUGUGACUGCCAUGCUAAGCAAACUGCGAUUUGAGGUGUUCCAACCUGGAGAUUAUAUUAUCCGAGAAGGGGCUGUAGGUAAAAAGAUGUAUUUCAUUCAGCAUGGUGUUGCUGGUGUCAUCACCAAAUCCAACAAGGAGCUGAAGUUGACAGAUGGCUCUUACUUUGGAGAGAUUUGCCUUUUGACCAAGGGCCGUCGAACUGCCAGUGUACGAGCAGACACGUAUUGUCGCCUCUACUCCCUCUCAGUGGACAACUUCAAUGAGGUUCUGGAAGAGUACCCCAUGAUGAGAAGAGCCUUUGAAACAGUGGCAAUUGAUAGACUCGACAGAAUAGGGAAGAAGAACUCCAUCCUCCUCCAGAAGUUCCAGAAGGACCUCAACACAGGGGUUUUCAACAACCAGGAGAAUGAGAUCUUGAAGCAGAUUGUCAAGCAUGAUAGGGAGAUGGUGCAGACCAUCGCCCCAGGGAGCUUGCAGCAGAUGCCUGUGCUGAACUCCAGCACCUCUGCCACCUCCUCAUCCCGCGUCAGGACGCAGUCCCCUCCUGUUUACACUGCUGGCAGCCUGUCCCAUGGAAAUCUGCACUCCCCCUCGCCCAGCACACAGACACCCCAGCAAGCUGUCAUCCUCUCGCCCUGCUCCUACACCACUGCCGUCUGCAGCCCGCCUGUACAGAGUCCCCUGGCUGGCCGAACUUUCCAGUACGCCUCGCCGACAGCCUCACAGCUUUCCCUCAUGCAGCAGCAGCCACAGGCACCCCAGCCGCCGCCAGGUGCUGCACCCAAGAACGAGGUCCACAAGAGUACCCAGGCCCUCCACAACACCAACCUGAGCCGGGAGGUGCGGCCCCUCUCCGCCUCGCAGCCCUCCCUGCCCCAUGAGAUCUCCACCCUGAUCGCCAGGCCUCACCCCACCGUGGGGGAGUCCCUGGCCUCCCUCCCGCAGCCUGCCCCCGGUGCCAGCGUGCCGUCAGCCAGCCGGGCCACUGUCCCCCAGCGGGUCUCACUCUUCCGACAGAUGUCCUCGGGAGCCAUCCCCCCGAACCGGGGGGCAGUGCCGCCCACAGCACCCCUGCAAAGGGAUUCUUCUGCAGUCUUAAGCACAGAGUCGGAGGGAGACAAACCACGGUUCGCGUCAAACUUAUGAUCCCUGGUGACUACGAGAAACAGACUUGCAGCAAACUGAGAGCCGUCCCAGGAACUGUUUUAGCCUGUUUCCUCGGUA
Cygnus atratus (black swan) is the source of this 2631-nucleotide messenger RNA. RefSeq names its product hyperpolarization activated cyclic nucleotide gated potassium channel 1 (gene HCN1). Gene Ontology annotation, molecular function: voltage-gated potassium channel activity. Gene Ontology annotation, cellular component: membrane. The coding region runs from base 1 to 2553 and encodes 850 amino acids. NCBI's taxonomy places the organism in Eukaryota, Metazoa, Chordata, Aves, Anseriformes, Anatidae. Gene Ontology annotation, biological process: potassium ion transport; transmembrane transport. The record is from RefSeq and is a predicted model, not a curated record. The transcript has 8 exons.